CUAACCCAGAGCAUAGCUUGCAUAUCCACAGAUUCCAUCCUCCGCCCUCAGAUCAGCCAGCUCUCCCACUCUACAUCCCACCAUGUGUUAGAACACCUUCGCACCCCCUCCAUCCACCGUCCUUGGAGCAACCGCUUCGAAUUCACAUCGAAGGUCCACUACUAGCUCUUCAAAGGCUUCUUCCAGAGGUGUCAUGGCACCUGACUAACUACUCUCCAAAGUUUCCAAUGUCUGGUGGACCCAAGUUAGCGGAACUGGCGUUCCAGCAAAUAUACCAUCGUGAGGUACAGCAUGAUGACGCUGGGGACAUGGUAAUAAGGGACGAGUACAUGGGUUGGGUAGAUAAGACAACUAUGAUUGAUUACUAUGGUGUUACGUUCGACCACCUUGUCCCAAUAGAUGAUACCAACCCAGAAGUCCUUCAGAUUAACAUCAUUGAGAUCGAAGAUGAUGCUGGCGUCUACGCCAAACGAUAUAAUAAAUUCGAUAUUAACACCGCGGAUUAUAUUGGGAAGCAGGUGUUGGGUGCGCCGAGGUGCUGUUCGACAAGGCAAGGGUCGAGUGAUAGGGAAAGGAUUAAUAAUGCGGUGAAUGAGAGGAAUAGGAACAAAACGUGACAGGCCGAGGGUCUGGCAAUGAUUUAGGCUAGGACCAUUGACAAAGAAACCACAACUCGGCAAAAAGUACACAAGAUAUGAUGUUUUCCAAUUUUCCAUCUUCCACAUCAUCAUCGGCGCAAUACGAAGUGGAAGAGUGCUACAGACUAUCCACUGCCUACCUACUGCAUUGGACUCAACGAAGAUCAAGUGCCUGCACGACAGCAGUUGAGACGGACUUUAUCUAUAAUUAUCAUCGUCGCAUUUUCAGGCGGCCAGGCGAACCUCGCCACAUACAGUACGCCCACUAUUUUUAUCACUA
Messenger RNA from Pseudovirgaria hyperparasitica, 918 nucleotides. RefSeq lists its product as uncharacterized. The transcript has 2 exons. NCBI's taxonomy places the organism in Eukaryota, Fungi, Ascomycota, Dothideomycetes, Acrospermales, Acrospermaceae. The coding region runs from base 228 to 617 and encodes 129 amino acids. The record is from RefSeq and is a predicted model, not a curated record.